AUAAUGUAGGUCCAGACAAUUGAGUUGCUUCGAAAAUGUUGUUUAGUCUUCUUCAAGCUCGACGAUUUGAACUGCGCAGUUGUGUUUGCUGUAGAUUUUGCCAUCGCGCUGUUCGAUUUUUUCAAGGUCAAACGCUAUUGAAAAUUUAUACCCGCGGGGCUUGUCUUGUACUGGAUCGGAGUAUCUGACCGAGUUUGGUAGUGCCGAUGUCGCGACCCAGUCCUGGUCCUAGCUGGACCGUCCUUCCAGAGCCUCCAAACACUUCCCCUGCACCAACACCACGAUCUGACCCUGCCAGUGAUCUCGGCGACGACGAAGAGGAUAACUUUGAUACACCCCCAGGGAAGAGGAAGGCUAUCGAGAGCCCUGUUUCUGUUCCGAGGCCUCAGAAGCUUGCGCGUUUCAAUGAUAAUGGUCAGCGCAUUUCUCGUGCUGAGGUGUCACAUUCUGGUAGACGAACGAAUGGUACUGCUCCUAGUAGUCUAACACAACCUCCUAAAAUCGCCAAGACAUCCCGUUCUUCUUUUUUGUCUCAACCUGCGCGUGUACAGCGCGUGCGUCCUGAGAAAGGCAAGGAUCGCACGUCAAGUGGACAGUCGAGUUCCUCGCUGAGUGAUCAUAUAUCAACCAUGCUUCAGAAGCAGAAUAUGCGGCUCAAACGCGUAGAGACAGCUCGCAAAACAGCUCGCAAGACUACUGGAAGUCGCAGAGUAUCUACUUCAGAUCUUAUUCGUGCAGUACAGAAGCCCAGCAGUGGUUCUGAAGUGUCUUCCGCUGCUACCCGUGUGCGAAGAGGUUCGGUUAGAAGGUUUCCGCGCGGUCGACCACCUCCCAGUUCAGACGUCAUCGAGCUCACCGACUCUUCAGGUUCUGCGAGACGAAGAAGGGCCCGCGGCGACGAUCCCAUUAUUAUCUCGAGCUCAGAUGCGGACACCCCCCCGAGACAGCCCCAACCUUCACAGACGCCAAUUUCCCGCAAAGCAGGCCCCAAACGUCCACCUCCCCCUAAUGCUGAAGUUAUCUGCAUAUCAGACAGUGAUGACGACAAUGUCCCUGCUCCCUCGACAGCAACUGCUGUCCUUCCCAUUCAAGAGCCCAGUACUGCCUUGCCUUCGCCGCCUCCUAUAGUCAUGGAACCAGAAAACGAAAUAAUGGUCGAUCUAGAACAUCAGGCUCCAGAAAACUUGUACUAUGAACUGAUGGAACCUGAAUCCAACUUUGACGAAGAACUAGCAAGAUCAGAACUCCAGCGUCAAACAGAAGAAUUGUUUUCGUACAUUGAUUUGGACCCCCCAGAACCAACUUUCGCUGACCAAAUUGCUAGUCCAAUUGCCCAUGAUGACUGUGAUGUUGCUCAGGACCCACAUGUUCCAGCCCCUGACAUGCUUACCGAUUUCACUCUUCCAUCCUCAGAGCAAGCAACAGGGACCUCUCCAAGUGACACUGUUCCGGUCGAGAUAACCUCUCAACGUAUUGUAGUCGACACUCUUUCUCAUCUAGAGUCCUCAUCAGGCUCCAAAAGUUCAAUGAUUGCCCCAGAAGUUCCGUUCCAGACGCACGCUACCGUGCCCGCCAUAGCUAAACCCUCGAUCGCAUGGAAUUAUACCCUUCCCACCACUAACCCGUUCUUUGCUAGAGCGCUUGCUUUCAACGCAAAAGCGUUGAAAAAAACCUCUACCCCUAGUUGCUCAGGUAUCUAAUGAACCGAACGCAACUGCUUCUUUCGCUGCCCCAGCUGCUUCACCAGCUAUUGUCGGGUCGUCCACAGCAAACAUCCUGCCCAAGCCAUUGGUGUACGAGCAGGCUUCCGAUGCACCCACGGCGAGCAGAAACCCAGUCUCAUCACCCUCGCCCGUUCACUUGCUACCUCGUGACGGUGAUAGGAGCAUUUUGCCACCCCUUGCUGAUGAAGCUGCAGUAGACACGCCCCAACAACUUCCACAAACAGAAUCUCGUCACGAUAUUGGUGCUCCUUCAACCCGCAGCGACCAGUCUUUCACUCGUGAAUCUACUGCCAUGAAGAUCCCUAUCUCCAUGUCAGACAU
Molecule: messenger RNA, 2045 nt
Organism: Suillus subaureus
Lineage: Eukaryota; Fungi; Basidiomycota; Agaricomycetes; Boletales; Suillaceae
Exons: 4
Coding region: 207-1700 (497 amino acids)
Source: RefSeq, a predicted model, not a curated record